AGUCCACCUAUCCACUAGAUUGAUAGGUUGAUACAAAUACACUUUAAGUUUAUAAUUGAAUUGUAACGAUGCUAGGAAUUGCUAAUUGUUAUAAAUAGUAAGGCUAGAAUAUUUGUGAUGCCUUUGUACAAAGAUUAUCUCUCUAUUUAUAAUUAAAGAAUCAUCUUGAAAGGCUUCAAUGGCUCCAUUCCGGAUUCCGUGGAAUCCGGAGCUAGUGGGUUGAGGUAAUUCCUACUUCCUCGCCAUUCCCCUCGAGCACUUCUCCGUUGAGGUUUGAACUGGUCUUUAUCAUCGACAAGAUGAGGUUCAUGGUUCCGACUCUUUUGGCACCUUCUCUUGACUUGUUCAACUAAGAUACCCUUGAAAUAUUCCUUGGAAGAAUCUUCAUUUGACUUCAUUUAAUCACCUGAAAGUGGGUAGCUGAUUUUGUGAUAAGCUGUUACCUAACAACCUGCGAAAAAGUGAACUUGUGAUGAAAAUUUGGGCAUAACAAAUAUGUUAAUUGCUAAUAGUUUAGAAUUGGGAUGCAGAUUAAAAUAACGAAUUUGACUGCACAGCCGAAUUACCUGAUUUUCCUUGUCAUUUCGUGGGCUUUUAAACUGUCAAGUGGCAUAUCUCCGUAAUUAACCUAAAAAAAAGGGCAUUCUUGUCGUCUCAAAUUAAUAACUUUGAUUUAGCAGUAAUGGCAGACCACUCGCCAAGUGUGAGUAUUUUGAAAAAAAAAAAUAAAAUUAUCUAAUUAAUUUUUAUUUUGAGGACAGAAUUAAAUUAAUUCAGAAUUUUUAAUUUCUUCUACAAUUAGUGUUUUUUAUUUUUUUAAUAUUAAUACUUUGGUAAUAACACAAAGUUGUCAGCAUGAUCCAUUUUAUUUACGCUAAUUACAUUUAUAUUAAUAAUAAAAUAAAUGUUCCCUCAAAAAAAAAAAAAAAAAAUGUUUUUUAUUUAUUUGUUGUCCUUUUGAAAGGUUUAAAUUUGGGUGGAUACUUUUGUUUUUCAAAUAUAAUUAGCGGAUUCUCCUCAUAAAAUCACCUUUAUUUUCCUUUCUGCUAUAUUUGGGAUUUGCAAUUUUUAUCGUGAAAUGCAAUGAAAUGAAUGCUUAAGGUUCUGAAUCUGAUGGUGUUGGGAUCACGUUCAUCAAACAAUUCCAAACAAAUUGGGUAAGAGAAUCAUGCAAUUUUAUUCUUUUUCGUAUGGCUAGAUCACAUUAUGUUUUUGUAUUAGGCUUGAAAUAUUUUGUUUUGGUUUUUUAUUCCCACAUGCAUGCAUAUGGUUGUUUUUUGAGGUAGUUUAAUGUAUGUAUAAUUUGAAAUGUAAUUGGUUCGGCGGAAUUUCAUUGUGUUUGGUCUCGAUUUCAAAUCUCAUCCACCUCUACCUUUUCCCCUUUUCAUCCCAUAGGCACUCUCUUGAGAUAGGGUUUUGUGAUGCCCAACGUGCACCUUAGAAUAAAAAACUUCGUACCCCGUAUGUUGUUCAUAUAGGCGAUAUAGGCCCUUUAUGACAGUAAGACAAGGCUUAAUUUUGACUAGAAAUUACUUUUUUUCCUCCAUAUUAAACUUAUUUUUCUUUGUUAAUAGGGUAGUAUUGGUGAUCCCAAAUCUAUGAAUAUUGUUCAAUAUAUUUGUUGAUGUAUGAGGGACUAGUAGAUUUUAACUUUGAGAUCAGAUUUGUGAAUAGUGUAAAAUCCCAACACCACAUCCGAGAAGUCACCUUUCUUGUCAAAGCCCCUACAAAAUCGGCAAAAAUACAUAAAUGCCACCAUGAUAUGACUUUGAUUGAGGCCUUGUUGCACAAAUCAAUCAAUUUGUGAAUCAAAUAGAUAAUAUAUACAGUAAUUCUUUUGUUUCAUUCACAUUCUAUGAUUAGUAGUUGAAAAGUUGAAACCCAUCUGUAAUUUCAUGUGGUUUGUUAUUAAAAUCUAUUUUGUGGGUCCUUCAACUAAAGAAUCUGAGACUUUUUCUUGUUCUUCCCUAUUUUACAUGAGAUUUUCUGGUUGUGUACAUAUGUCAUGUUGACAAAGAUGGUUUAUUUUGAGGAUCAUUCUAAAAGUUGAGUCUUCUUUUUGUUCAUUUGAGUAGUAGUUGUGUUGAAAUUAAGCUCUCUUGGUUUCUUCUAAUUGUCUUUAAGUGGUGUUAGGCUUAGUUUUGGUGGAUGUCACUUUUAUUUGAUAAUGAAUAAUAAUUUCUAUUAAUACUUUGAACCAUAGAUCAAUUAAUAGGAAUUGCGUCGAAGAUUUGUAAAAAAUGCUGUCACGAUAUGCUUUGUUUGUUUGACCUGCUCCAUAGUUUGCUCUAUCUGAAUUCUUAGAACUCUUUUUUGUUAUCCCCUUUGGGAGAUAAUUUUUUAUAUUUUUCGCGUUUUCUCGUAAUUUAUCAGUUCGUAUAUACGUUUUGGAGACAAGGGAUGUAAUAAUGGUACUUAAUUGAUUUAGCUGGGAACAAUGUUACAAUCUGAAAUAUUUCGGUAGGAUAUAAUACUUGUUAAGUAUACUAUUUGAUCCCGUUCAAAUAAAAAAAAAAAAGUAUCUAAUUGAACAAUAAUAAGGAAUUGAGAUAAUGUAUCAUGAAGUAAAACCUCUUCUGGAAAGCUAGAACAUUAGUAUACUCUUCUGACUGUCAAUUUUCAAUUUUUUCACUAAUAAUGUUUACAAUUUUAUGUUCAGAUGCUACCAAUAAGUUUUGUUGGAGCGCCUCUAGAAAUGACAAAGCGCCGCUGGAAGGAGUUCAUGCAGGCUUUGUAUGAGAACCAUUUUGAUUUUAGAAAAGAUGAAGAGCUGGAAAAGUCUAAAACAGAUGUAGAAAACAAACUGCCAAAGAUUAUAAAGCUGGUAAAAGAGCGACGUCAGAACAGGAGAAACCGAAAUGCAGAAGUGCUCUUGAGAAAAGAAUCAGAACUUAUUGGGCUGAUUGAGGAUUUCCACAAACAGUAUCAAUUUGUUUAUGGCCAGUAUGAUGAUCUCAGAAGACAGUUAUCUGAAACCGUCAACGGAGCAAAAGAAGAUGAGGGGUACUUUACAGCCACUUCCAGUUCAGACUCAGAGGCAGAGCUAGAGAAGGAUGUAAAGACAAAUGGUCACACCCACCUGAGCCGAGAGAAGAAGUCCUUUUACUCUGAAUAUGUAGAAACGAUGAACAAAGCGCAGGAAAAUGAGAAAAUUAUGAAAGAAUUGAAAGAGAAGCUUGACGAAAAGAGAGGAGAAAUUUCAAUCCUUGUUCGGAAGCAGAAGCUUUGUCAGAGGGAAAUUUCAGGCUUGAUGAGUGAACUAGAGUCAGAGCUCUCAUCUUUCAAUUUUAAGCUAAAUGGGAUGUGCAUUGAGAAGAAAGCAUUAGAACAGCGAGUGGAGAACAAAGAACUGCAAAAACAGGUUUCGAAACUUGAAAAGAUAGCAAAAGAGAGGGAUGAAGAGAUAUCUAAACUGGUAAAAAACGGAGUUGAUGGUGCUGUUGAAAAUAAUGGGUUGAUAACUGAGGUUUCCAAAAUAAAGGGGUUGAUAGUACAGGUGAACCAGCUAAAACUAAAUGUGGAUUGUUUGUUUAAUGCUCAGAAAAGUGAUUCAGAAAAACAAAAGUUGCCUCAAAGUAAUAACAACGGCUUUGCUAUGCAUGAGAACUUGCUGGAUCAGGUGAACAAAAUGAAGCGCGAUCUGGGGUUCAUGAGAAAGAAGAACACAGAACUAGAGUCGAAUAUCAAGAAGAAAGCCCAAGAAAAUUCAGAAUUUUUGUCACAGAUAGAUGACCUCAAGAAGGAACUAACAGAAAAGGCUCAAGAAUUUCAGGUAAUGCAGAAAGAGAAAGAGGAUUCACUAGUGAGAGCAAAAAACUUAGAAUUAGAGGCACAACAUUCAAGCAACCUCAUAAGUGAAAGAGAGAAGCUAAUUGCGAAAAAAGAACAAGAAAAGUUUCAAUUAACACAGGAAAUAGAGAUACUGCAAGGGAAAAUGGUGAAGAUGGAGAAUCUGCUGAAAGAAAGAGAGGAACAAUUCACUGCACUCCAAAAGGGACUUGAGAAUGGAGAGGAUGAUAAAUCUGCUCAGAUCAUGGCUUUGAUGGCUCCGACUAACCACAUCGAGCAGGAGUUGGAAUUGAAGAAUAAAUUUGAAAUGAUUAAGAUUAAGAACAAUGAUAUCAGUAAGCUAACUGAUGAAAAGGAGUCACUUAAAGAGAGAAUAUUAGAACUAGAGAAGAGGCUGAAAGAUAGAGGAGACAAGUUCUCAACUUUGGAGAAUGACUUGUCUACUCAUAUAGUAGCCUUGAAUAAAGAAGUAAGCCAUCUGCAGCAUGAAAAGGAUACAGGAAGGAAGCUUGAUAAAAAGCUAAGUUUGCGCAACCAAGAGAUUAGUGAGUUAGAAGAUGAGAAAGAAAGCCUGCAAGCGAAGGUUUUAGAGCUCGAAAUAACAUUGACAGUUAAAGAAGACCAAAUUGCUGAUCUUCAGAGAAAAAGUCAAGCAGGGGAGAAUGAGAUAAAUGGUUUGCAGGGAGAUUUGUCUGAUGAAAGGAAAAGGCUUUCUGAAAGACUAUUCCAACUUGAAAAUCAAAACGAUGAACUGAAUUUUAAGAUUUCAGAUCAGCAAUUUAUAUUAAAACAACAAGAAGACACCAUUAACAAAUUGAGAGAGGACUGUAAAUUAAUGAAAGGGCGCUUCCUGCAGGCUGCAUACAGGAAGAUGGAUGAAGUGGCAGAAGAAUUCAGGAAGAAUUUCGAGGAUAAGCUUCGUAUGUUAACACGGAGGAUAAGAGUGGCUGAGCAAUUGCAUGCUGAGACCAAAGAGAGCUGUAAGAAGAUGCAAGAGCAUUGUCAGCAACAACAUCCAGGUUAUCUCGACAAAAGACUUGCUCAUCAACUGAUUUCACCGCGCAAAUCUGAGUUACAGACGACAGUUCUUCAAGCAGUCAAUGAAAUAAUGAAGGAUAUGGAGUGUUUGAUAAGCAACUUCGAGAGCAAGGAAGGGAGUUUCAUACAAAGAUUGUCUAGCAUGUCUAAUGAGAUUCAGGUUGCAAAGAAUUGGGUUCGUUUGACAAUGAAUGAAAUAAAACCAUGUAAAAAUCACGAGUUUGUAGCCUCACCAUUUGCAUUUACAACGGAUGACAAAGAACAAGAUAAAUUAAUGAAGGAGAAGGUAAAGAUGUUAGAGGCAAAGGUGAAUAAGGAGAAAGGUGAUAAGUUAAGGCUUAUGAAAGGGAUGUAUGAGAUGCAGAAGAAGGUGGCGGAUUUGGAGAACGUGAUUGUAGAGAAGGAUGAAGGGUUAUUGAGACUAGGAAAUGAGAAAGUAGAGGCCAUAAGACAGUUAUGUAUGUGGGUUGAUUAUCGACAAAGUCGCUUUGAUCAACUCACCAAAAUGAUGUUAGUGAAGAAGACUACUAAAAGCUAAGGUAGAGCUUAAAUGCAUGAUUUCUUGCAUUUCCUUCCCUUAAUUCAUACCAUUUUUUAGCCACUACAUGAAUUUUGUACAACUAUUUUUUAUUUUUUAAUUUUUUUUUAUUUUUUUUAUAUUUUUUAUAUUUUGAUUUACUUUGGAAUUUCAUACCACAAACCUCCCUUAUUUUUGGAUUAGGGGAUUAGUGUAUUCUAUUAGAAAUUUUAUGUAUAAUGGUAAGAUGUAUAAUUAUAUUGUGAUACAUUGAAUUCUGCUAAAAUUUGAAAUUAAUCUUUCCUUUUCAUAUCAUUAUUGAAUAUCUAGUGCAUGCAACUCCAUGUCCCACUAAAGACAAAAAACUUGUAUGGUACACUCAAUAAUACUUUGAUGUUGGAAAUCUAAUUUAAUUAUUUAUAUUUGAAAUUUUGAUUAUAUAUAUACUCCCUCUGUUUUUAAAUACUUGCUUCACUUUUUAUUUCCGGCCGUUUUUAAAUACUUGCUCCAUCUUCUUAUUUGGAUAGUUUUUACAGUAUUUAAUUUAUUUCUAUCAACUAGUGGAUCCAACAUAAAUUAUAUUUUAUUAAUUUCA
Chenopodium quinoa (quinoa) is the source of this 5939-nucleotide messenger RNA. Its product is annotated as myosin-11-like. The transcript has 2 exons. Lineage: Eukaryota; Viridiplantae; Streptophyta; Magnoliopsida; Caryophyllales; Amaranthaceae. Gene Ontology annotation, molecular function: actin binding. The record is from RefSeq and is a predicted model, not a curated record. The coding region runs from base 2660 to 5365 and encodes 901 amino acids.